AUGGUGUAUGGAUUGGGAUCUAAUAGUAAGGGUCAGCUCGGGUUAGGACACAACACAUCCAUCCAUACACCACAACCAGUGCCACAAUUAUGCCAUAAAAAUAUACAUCAGUUUAUCAAUGGAUGUGACUUUGUAUUGGCUGUCAAUACGGAUAAUAAUGUGAUAUUCAGUUUUGGUUGUAAUAGUAGGGGACAAUUGGGACGGGAUGCGAAAACUGCCAUUACCAGUGAAGGACAAGUGUUUAUGUGGGGAAUGUGGGACUUAACAGAAAAAGAGAAACAAAACGUUUUGAAUGAAACCAAAAGUCUAAUCAAAGUUCGGUCAGAAGACCUCAAACCGGAUAAUGUGUUGAUUUCAAUGGACGGAGAAAUAAAGUUAUGUGACUUUGGUUUGGCUAAAGAGAUCCCAAAUUGUGAUCCGUUUCUUAUGUCUAAAACCAAACAUACGGAAAAUGUUGGCGAUGAGGAAUAUAUGGCACCGGAAGCCAUGACAAGUGAUUACAACAAUUUGAUAGAUAUCUACAGUCUAUCCCUAAUUGGGGCUCAAAUUUUUGGUUUCAAUAAAAAGGAUAUAACUGACGGAAAUCUUAACGGAAGCUAUACUGAUAAUAUUCAUGAUAUGAUAUUUAUGACUAAAAUGAAUGCAUUAUUGGUGUCAAUGGCUGUCAAUAAGUAUCGCAAAAACGGUUCAACAGAUUGGAGGCAAAGACCCGAAUGUUUCAUAAAGUUAUGUGACUUUGGUUUGGCUAAAGAGGUCCCAAAUUGUGAUCCGUUUCUUAUGUCUAAAGCUAACCAUACGGCAGGUGUGGGAACUGUUGACUAUAUGGCACCGGAAGCACAGAUUAAUGAAUACAACCAUUUGAUAGAUAUCUACAGUCUAUCCCUAAUUGGGGCUCAAAUUUUUGGUUUCGAUACAUACGAUUUAAUUGAGGGAAAAAACAGGGGAAAUCAAUGA
Molecule: messenger RNA, 954 nt
Organism: Oppiella nova
Lineage: Eukaryota; Metazoa; Arthropoda; Arachnida; Sarcoptiformes; Oppiidae
Source: the annotation of a GenBank genome assembly